Molecule: messenger RNA, 1950 nt
Organism: Aspergillus niger
Lineage: Eukaryota; Fungi; Ascomycota; Eurotiomycetes; Eurotiales; Aspergillaceae
Exons: 3
Coding region: 1-1950 (649 amino acids)
Biological process (GO): GPI anchor biosynthetic process
Cellular component (GO): endoplasmic reticulum
Source: RefSeq, a predicted model, not a curated record
AUGCCUCUUUCAGGACUCUCGUGGCUUCGGAGAUUAUACUCCCUUGAUACUCUAGAUACUCGUCUUACUACCUCUUCUACUACUCCGCCCAAAGCUGCCGCGGGUCACACGCGAGCUCCCUCCGCCAGAGAUGCCCGUGCCAUUGCGAUUGCGCGCAAUGCUCCCCCUCCAAAAUGGAGGACCUUUGAGUUUUACAUCUAUUAUGUGAUUUUCUUGAUUGCUGUGCCGUUGAUGUUCAUCACGGCCAUUGGGGUAUCGCAGGAAAGCCAUCCUUCAUAUCCGACUUACGCUCAUCUGCUGUCGCCUGGCUGGAUACCUGGACGUCAAGUUGACAACUCCGAUGACCAGUAUUCCUCGUUCCGCGAUAACAUACCCUACCUGUUGCUGCUGCUUGUCGGACACCCAUUGCUUCGCCGUGUAUAUAACAGCUAUGUACGCCCAGUCACUGGAUAUACCGGGGCCUCUAAGGCUUCCCCGACUGUUCUUGCUGCGGAUGCUCGUCUUAAUCAGCGGAUAAGCUUCGACUUUUAUUUCGCGCUUGUCUUCAUCACAGCUCUUCACGGUGUUUCCGCGCUGAAGGUCCUCGCCAUCCUAUAUGUGAACUACAAAAUCUCCAAGAAUCUUCCCAGGAAGUACAUUCCUGCGGGGGCCUGGAUGUUCAAUAUCGGAACGCUGCUUGCAAAUGAGCUCUGUGCCGGUUACCAUCUGGAAUGGAUGGCUUCUUUCUUCGUGUCUCCGGGUAGUACUGACAAGGAAGCCCCCUUGGUACUUUGGGGUCGCUACCUUGAUGGCUUUGGGGGUAUCAUGCCUCGAUGGGAGAUCCUCUUCAACAUCACGAUCCUUCGGUUGAUUAGUUUCAACAUGGAUUACUAUUGGAGCCUCGACUACCCCGCUGCCAGUCCCAUUGAAGUAAGUUUAUUUCCUUCUCGGUACGGAAUCCAAUCUGACAGACAUAAGAAGAAACAGGUCGAUCCUGCAGCACUGUCAGAGCGUGACCGUGUCAGUAUCCCCGCGGAACCAGCUGCGUUCAAUGGGCGUUAUUACCUUGCCUAUGUUCUCUAUGCUCCGCUUUACUUGACAGGCCCUAUCUUGACCUUCAACGACUACAUUUCCCAACAAAGAUAUGCACCUCCAUCUCUCACGAGAACUAGGACAGUCCUCUAUGGCAUUCGCUUCUUCUUGACACUUCUCGCCAUGGAGCUAAUACUACAUUUCAUCUACGCCGUGGCUAUCUCGAAAGCUUCCCCCGACUGGUCCUUGUACACAGCCGGCCAACUCAGCAUGCUGGCAUACUUCAAUCUGCAUAUUAUCUGGCUCAAACUUUUGAUUCCAUGGCGGUUCUUCCGUUUCUGGGCAUUAGUCGACGGGAUUGAUCCGACCGAGAACAUGAUACGCUGCGUUUCAAACAAUUACUCUCCCUCCUCCUUCUGGCGCGCAUGGCACCGCUCUUUCAACCGUUGGAUUGUGCGCUAUCUCUACGUGCCUCUGGGUGGAGGCAGCAGGGGAGGUUCCGACCGCGGCAAAUCUUCCGGUCUCUACGCCAAGGCCCGUCAGAUCUUCAACACGCUUAUUGUCUUCACCUUCGUUGCUCUCUGGCAUGACAUCAACCCUCGUCUUCUCAUGUGGGGCUGGCUUAUAACCCUCUUCGUUCUGCCCGAAGUCAUCGGCAGACUACUGUUCCCUGCCAGCCGAUGGCGUUCUCAUCCUACAGCGUACCGCGUCCUUUGCGGAGUGGGAGCUGUUGGCAACGUUCUAAUGAUGAUGAUCGCGAACCUGGUUGGAUUCGCUUUAGGAUUGGAUGGUUUGGAAGGCCUUCUGGCUGGAAUAUUGGGAUCCUGGGCCGGCAUCAUCUACCUCAUCUCAGCGUGCUGUGCUCUUUUUGUUGGAGUGCAGGUCAUGUUUGAGAUUCGUGAAGAGGAAGCACGGGCUGGUAUUGACUUGAAGUAUUGA